Molecule: messenger RNA, 2022 nt
Organism: Plectropomus leopardus (leopard coralgrouper)
Lineage: Eukaryota; Metazoa; Chordata; Actinopteri; Perciformes; Serranidae
Gene: cyp27a1.1
Product: cytochrome P450, family 27, subfamily A, polypeptide 1.1
Biological process (GO): glucocorticoid biosynthetic process; cortisol metabolic process; cholesterol metabolic process
Cellular component (GO): mitochondrial inner membrane
Molecular function (GO): oxidoreductase activity, acting on paired donors, with incorporation or reduction of molecular oxygen; iron ion binding; monooxygenase activity
Source: RefSeq, a predicted model, not a curated record
GCUCUCACCAUGGCUGCAUGGAUUUCCCGAGGUGUGACUCGAAGGAAUGGCAGCUGGCUGCUGCCGUGUCCUAAUGCUGUGGCCCGAGUCUGCUCCAGUGGGGCUGGAAAACUGUCCUCUGUCCAGGGGGCCCUCUCUGCCUUCCAAGAAAAGCCUCGGACAGAAGAGGAGCUCCCUCAUGUCAGUCUCUUGGUGCAAAUAUACAGGAUGGUGUUUCAGGGUUUCUACAACCGUAUGCAUGAGCUACAGAUCUAUGAGAAACGGCUGUAUGGACCCAUAUACAGAGAUGGAUUAAAACAAGUGUGUGUGAACACUGCAAAGCUCCUGGAGGAAGUACUGAGGAAUGAUGAAAAGUUCCCCACCCGAGGAGACAUGUCUGUGUGGAAAGAGUAUCGCGACAUGAGAGGAUUCGGCUAUGGGCCUUUCACAGAGGAUGGGGAGAAGUGGUACAACCUGCGGGUGAUGCUGAACAAGCGCAUGCUGCAUCCGAAGGACUCUGCGCUGUAUGGUGGGGUCAUCAAUGAUGUGGUUACAGACUUCAUCAAGAGGAUAAACUUCCUGCGUCAGUGCAGCUCGACAGGAGACAUGGUGACCAACGUGGCCAAUGAGCUCUAUUAUUUUGCACUCGAAGGUAUUGCCUCCAUCCUGUUUGAGAGCAGGCUCGGGUGUUUGGAGAAGGAAAUCCCUGCAGGUACACAAGACUUCAUCAACUCCAUAAACCAGAUGCUCAGCAACAACACAAUUGUGUUCAUGUUGCCCAAGUGGAGCCGCAGUUUGCUGCCCUACUGGGGGCGCUACAUCGCAGGCUGGGAGGGCAUCUUCAGCUUUGCCAAAAAGUUGAUCGACCAGAAGAUGGACGUCAUUCAGAAGCGAGUGGACAACAACCAGCAUGUGGAGGGUGAAUACCUAACAUACCUGCUCUCAAACACUAAGCUGAGCACUAAAGACGUGUAUGGCAGCAUUGCUGAACUUCUACUAGCCGGAAUGGACACGACCUCCAAUACCCUCACAUGGACUUUGCACCUGCUGUCCCAGAACCCUCAAACCCAGGACAGACUCUACAAAGAAGUGUCCACAAUGGUGCCUGCAGACCAGAUCCCCUCUGCUGAGGAGGUCACUCGGAUGCCUUAUUUAAAGGCUGUAAUCAAGGAAGCACUGAGGAUGUACCCUGUGGUUCCUCUGAAUGCAAGGGUGAUUGCAGAAAAGGAAGUUACCAUCGGUGGAUAUAAAUUUUCAAAGAAAACCCCUUUCACGUUAUGUCACUAUGCCAUCAGUCAUGAUGAGGACACAUUCCCAGAGCCGUCUACAUUUAAGCCGGAGAGAUGGCUACGUGAUGGUCGUGAUAGGCCAACCCCCUUUGGAUCCAUUCCAUUUGGCUUUGGAGUGAGAGGCUGCGUAGGUCGGCGGAUUGCUGAGCUUGAGAUGUAUCUGGUUCUGUUUCGGGUAAUCAGGCACUUUGAAAUCAAACCAGACCCCACAAUCAAAGAGCUGAAAAGCAUCAACCGCACUGUUCUGGUACCAGACCGACAACUAAACCUACACUUUGUGGAAAGAGGGUGUAAAAACUCAGUUUGAUUUGCUUUUGCGGAUGUGUUCGAAUCAACAUGUUGCAUUUCAAUGAAAAAUGUGGAUUUUUAUGAAUGUUUGGUGUAUAAUGAGUGCAAGACAGGUUUGAAACUUUUGCUUUAACAAAUGUAAGUACAUAUAAAAGCCAGAUUUUAAAACUUCCAAAGAAAAGCAAGUAUAUCAUGUUUUUACGAAUGACAUAAUAAUCAAGAAAACAGUCAUAAUGUGGCUACAUAGAUUUUUUUCUUUGAACUCAUUUUAACAAGGAAGGUGAAGAGUCAUCAUCUGAGCUUCAGUUUUCAUAUUUGUGAUGAAGAGUAAAAUAAUAUUUUUAUAAUCUGUGUUUUGUUGUUUCCCACUGACCUUGUACAUUGCUCAUUUCAUUUAAUAUCAAAGUUGGCACUGCAUUUAAUGAUUUAAUAAAAACACUAUAGAGGAAAGAAUCUAUUAACAGAA